This is a messenger RNA of Stylonychia lemnae, 3006 nucleotides long. Lineage: Eukaryota; Ciliophora; Spirotrichea; Sporadotrichida; Oxytrichidae. The record is from the annotation of a GenBank genome assembly.
AUGGACGAAGGCAUAAUGCAUGAAAACCUUCUCGAAGACAUGAAUGACUCUGAUGAUGGAAGUGUCUUUGUGUUGCCAAAGAGUGACAACUCGCACAACUCAUCUAUGGAUUUUCAGAAUCACUCUUAGAUGGUAGAUCACCUGGAUGCCAAUAUGAACAAAGAUCAGUCAAUGGAUAACCCUAGUGAGGUUGAAAAUGGAAUGCUUCCAAAUUUACAACUCUAGCCCUAGGGUUCCAAAAGCCAGAUAGAAUAAUAAAGUGCCAACUAGUAGUAAAAACCAAAGCCUGAAUUAUCAUCCCCUCCAAGGAAGUCAAAGUACUUCAGAUAUCAAAUACCUUAGAAAGAGAAGUCACCAGAUCGACCCCUUUAUCCACUCAGAUAAAAACUGAUUGAUAACAUUAUGCUCCCACCAGGCCACAAGAAAAAAGGAAAGCUUAUCAAAAGAUCACCUGGGUCUAUAGUGGGCAAUCAAUAUCUUUAUCAUCCUUUGAACAAUCUUGAGCAGUAGCAAAGAGACUUUACCAAUUCUCUAAUUAAAACUCAGCCAAACAGCAACUAGGUUUCUCCAAAAAGCAACAACUACUUUAAAUAAUAGGUGUUGAGUGAUAUGAAUGAAGGUACCAAAUCUGGUGGUUUGAGCUCAGUAAAGUAGGCUAGACUCUCUUCUCAAAUGAUAAAUAAUAUCAAUCAGCAAUUUACUAUCCUUGAUGGUUUCACUAUCUUAUACUCGUGCAGAGUGAAAUUGCCUCAUGAAGCGAUUAAAGCUAAUUUACAGUCACUUUGCAUUAAUAUAAUAAAUCAGAAUGACUUGAGUUUUUUCAAUAACUUAUCUUAUCUUGAUGCCUCUGACAAUCAACUUAAUAGCCAGAUCGAACUUAUCAAACUUGGGAUGCUUAAAAAUCUUACCCAUAUUAAUCUCGCAUAUAACCAUAUCAACAGUCUUUAGUUCUUGUAGGAAUGCCAUUUGAUGCUUUAAAACUAAAAAGAUGUUUCAGUAAAGACUUAUUUUGGGUUAAUUAGCUUGGAGACUAUUGGAUUGGCUUAUAAUAAUAUACCAAUAAAUAGCAUUCACUUUUUGAAGUUUCUGCCUAAACUAAAAGUACUAGAUUUAUCCUCAAACUAUCUUUCACAGGUUCCAGAUGAUCUUUCAUACCUAUUGAAUCUUGAAGAACUAAACCUGUCGCAUAACCUAUUUUCAUCUCACACUUCAAUUUAUAAUCCUAAUAAGUUUUUCAUGGCUUUAGCAUCCAUACCCAGAAUCAAGAAACUUAAUCUCUCCUAUAACAAACUUGAAGGAAUACACUAUGAAGAGAUGCAAAUUAAAAAAGUCAAUUUCCACAAGUUAACUGAACUUGACUUAAGUUAUAAUAUUAUCACUAGCUAAGAGGAUUUACUGUAUUGCCAAAACUUUCAGAAUCUAAUACUUCUUACUUUAGCUGGUAAUCCUAUAUUUGAAACUUAAGAAGGCAAAACUGGAGACACCAUUAGAGACUUGGAAAGACUUUUAUAUGUUAAGAAUCAGACUACAAUAAUGUGGAAGAGAGCUUAAGAUCUUAUGACACCUAAGGCAGGUGGUGACGCUUCAACUAGAAGUAAAAUAUUAAGCUAUAUGGGUAAAGAUGAUGAAUAUUCCAAGCCAAUCAAAGUCAGCUCUAAGAAUUUUAAGAUAUUUGAUAGAGAAUUAGACAGAAUCAAGAAUCCAUAAUUCAACAAGGGCGAGUCCAUUGCUCUGAGUGAGCUUAACUCUUUAUAAGGAGACAGACUUGGUGGUCACUUCAACAAUCAACUAAUAAGCAUGAAUCUUGAAAAUGGGAUGGGCCCAUUAAACUUGGAAAAAGAGGAAAGUGAGAUUAAGCAACCAUCAGAGGCGUCUUCCAACACAAAAAUGCUUACAUCUCCAAGAAGUAACAUCCAAAAUGUGAGCAACUUAAAUUAAAUCCAAAGAGACAAUGUAUAUAUCACUCAGCAGAUUAUAGAAGAAACUACAAUCCAAUCUAAUUCAACUUUACAUUAGAACUCAAGCUUUGUCGGAAAGAUCAAAGUUGCUAAUCUAAACAUAAGUGCAUAGGAAAUUUUACAGAAUGAUUCUCACUAUCAAGAGCCCUUGAAUUUCUAUAGUGCUUAUCGACAGCUUAUCUAGAGAUAAUACAACUUCGGUAGCAGGCGUGAAAGAUUUUCGUACACUCCUACAUCAAUGGAUUAUGAGAAUGAAUUGACAUGCAGACCUUAUCAAAUGGCUACUGCUUCUUAUAUUAAUAAGUUUGGAUCAGGCUAGAAAGGUAAUGUCAAGUUAUCAUACUACCUUUCACACUAAUUCCAAAAGAAAUACAUUAACUCGAUGAAUGUCAAUCAAUCAGUUCCUUCAAGUCCUCUUUCUCGCAAAUCACAGGGAGGCAUGCCAUAAACAGCUAGCACUCCUUAGACAUUCUCACCCUCAGGUGGGAUGAUGACUAGAACAGGCUACAUUAAUACUAAGCCGUUUACUCAGCAGUAACUUUACAUACAGCCUCCUCCGAAUGUAUUUGAUCAUCACUCAGUUUAGUUGCCAAAGUUAAUGCAUGGAAAGAACGAGGUCGAAAAGAGAGGCAUCUUUUAAGAUUUCAAAAAUUCAAUAAAAGACAAGAAAAUCGGUAAACUAAUAGAGUAGAUGAGGAUAGCUGCAAGUAUCAAGUCUAAGUACGCCACCACUAUGAUAGGAGGGAAGCCAGUAUUAAACCUUAAACAAUAGUAUGGAUUCUCGGAUUCAGAGGAUGAGUCAGAGGAAAAUGAUGAGGUUCUUACAAAGCCUCCUGAUUCCAACCUUCAUGGAUUAUCAAUCGAAAGAGCUAUUGUAAACCAGAACAAUGUCAAGAGUGUCUUGGUGAAAAAUAUUCCAAACAAGUUAUAGCAUCCAGCUUUUCAAAACCAGCAAGAUUCUUUCUAGAUUUCAUCAUUCUCCAAGACUUAGUCCUAAGGCAAAGCCAUAUAAAAAAGUGAUUUUAGCAGCUUCGAUGAAAGACUAUGA